AUGGCAGAUUCCAAAGAUAAUGAAUUGACGUUUUAUAAUAACUUGAAAGGAUUAGAUGCUUAUGCACGUCAUAAAAAGUUUAUGAAAGAUUAUGUUUACUUUUAUGGAAAGGUUAAGCCAGAACCAACAUCAACAUCAUCAUCAACAAAUAUUUUUAAAACAGAGUUUGAUAUUUUAAAAGAAAAUCACAAAUUUAUUCGUGAUGAUGAAGAGGAGGAUGAAGAAAAAUUAUCAUGGGAACAAAGGAUCGCAAAAAAAUAUUAUGAUAAAUUAUUUAAAGAAUAUUGUAUAGUUGAAUUAAAGUAUUAUAAAGAGGGAAAGAUUGCUUUAAGAUGGAGAAUUGAAAAAGAAGUCAUAUCAGGAAAAGGACAAUUUAUUUGCGCAUCAACAAAAUGUUUGGAUACAAAUGAUUUGAAAUCAUGGGAAGUGAAUUUUGCCUAUAUGGAGGAUGGUGAAAAGAAAAAUGCUUUAGUGAAAAUUAGAUUAUGUCCAAAAUGUUCUGAUAAAUUAAAUUAUAGAAAAAAACAUGAAGAAGCUAAAAAAAAAGAAAAAAGAAAAAGAUCAUCAACAGCAGCAGAAAAUUCUUCUUCAAGUAAAAAAACUAAACAUUCUAAAAAACAUAAGAAACAUAAAGGAGCAACAAUUAGCAAUAAUGAAGCAACAAUUAGUAAUAAUGAAGCGACAAUUAGUAAUAAUGAAACAACAAUUAGCAAUAAUGAGGCAACAAUUAGUAAUAAUGGAGGAGAAAAAAAUGACGAUAAUAAUGAAACUAGAAGUGAACAAACUUCUUCUUUGGAAAGUGGCAAAGAUGAUGCGAUAGUUAAACAAGAAUCAAGAAAAGAAGAUUUUGAAGAUUUUUAUACAAGAAUAUUUGCAGGAUUAUUUGAAUGA
Messenger RNA from Entrophospora sp. SA101, 891 nucleotides. Lineage: Eukaryota; Fungi; Glomeromycota; Glomeromycetes; Entrophosporales; Entrophosporaceae. The record is from the annotation of a GenBank genome assembly.